Messenger RNA from Cercocebus atys (sooty mangabey), 4666 nucleotides. RefSeq names its product abhydrolase domain containing 17A (gene ABHD17A). The record is from RefSeq and is a predicted model, not a curated record. Gene Ontology annotation, cellular component: endosome membrane; plasma membrane. The coding region runs from base 3508 to 4440 and encodes 310 amino acids. Gene Ontology annotation, molecular function: palmitoyl-(protein) hydrolase activity. Gene Ontology annotation, biological process: protein depalmitoylation. NCBI's taxonomy places the organism in Eukaryota, Metazoa, Chordata, Mammalia, Primates, Cercopithecidae. The transcript is spliced from 5 exons.
UGCGGCGGUGGCGGCGCAGGAGGCCGGGCCGGGGCGCGGAGGGACCGACGGACGCACGGGCGGACGGCCGGGAGCCAUGGAGCGCGGCCCUGGGGCCCCGGGGCGCGGGCCGAGGUGGCGUCUUCCUGCCGCCUUGACUCCUGGGCAGGGUUCCCGGCCUCCGCUCGCGUCCGUUCUCCGGGAUGCAGCCCUUCUCCUGUGUUGUCCAUCCACUGCUCGGGACUUCUCCGUGGCCCCGCCAUUUCUCCCAAGAUGAAGUGCAAACUCCGCAGCAGGGCUCUCGGGGGCGCGACCUCACCCGUCCCAGACUCUCUCUUGGGACCCAUCUGCUCACUUCUUCCUCCCAGGGUCUGCUCUAGCCAGGAGUCUGCUCUGUCACCUCUGAGGUUUUGCCCCUGCUUGUCCCUCUGUCCCAUCCCCUGUCACCUGGCCCGUUUAUCUGCCCUGUGAUAUGGCCGCACCUCCCCCCAGGCGGGAUUCCCACCCUGACUGGUUGAGUGAGGUGCCGUCAUCGUCUCCCAUAUGUAGGUCAUCUUCCAGUAUUUUGGCUGCUUGGUUGCUUACUGGUCCUCAGAACACCUCUAGCUCGCAGAGGGGUGCCCAGUUAUGUGCUUGGGAACGGAAUUGGUGGGAUUCAGGGUGUCAAGGGUGUGUGCUCAGUCAGUGAAGCGUCCGGGUUUGCACUCCGCAGUCCAUGCCCAUUAAUGACACUAGGGAGGUUCCAGGUACCUGUGGCUGGAGAGGAGAGGAGACUAGACUUUCCCUUCCCUGUCAAAGCUGUCGGACCUUGGGGAUUCUUUUCCUCCUGUGUUUCCUCCCUAAUUCUUGGCUGCUUACCACCUGCCCAUUCCUUUAGUGAGUGGCAGGUCAUGGUCCUGCUCUCAUGGGGUUUCUGGUUUGGGGGUGGGGGGAGAUCUGGCCGAAUGUGUGAAAAAUACAAGCUGUGGAAAGAGCGUAUGAGGGGUCCUGUCCCAGCUUUGAGGACUCUGAGAGCGUUGUUGGCAGCAAGGUGCAAAGGGUGGUUGGGAUGGGCAAGGCUAUUUAGUGAGGUUGGGGAAGGGAGUUCCCGGCAGGGGAGCAGAGGCAGGAAGGAGCAAUGUGGCUUGUCUUAGGAGAGCCAGGGGUGGCAGGGUGUGAGAUGAGUGAGUCUGGAGAGGUUGGCCUGAGCCGGAAUGCAGACCUGGCAGUCUGUGGGGAGGACUUUGAUCUCUAUCCAGAGAAUAAUGGGAGGCCCCCAGGACACCCCAAGAGGGAAGUGCCACCAUUGCAUUUGUGUCUUGAACAAUUGUUUGGCUGUUGGGGGAGAAUGUCGUGGAGCAGGUGAUCAGCAAGGAGCGAGGCUGUUGCUGUAGCUCUGGUGAAAGGUGAUGGAGGCGGGGACCGGGCGGUGGCUGAUGGGAGACAGGCAGAGCCACUGGGCUGGUGAUGGACCGGCUCAGAUCCGGUGGGUGGAAGGAGGUGUCAAGGAUAGCAUCUUUGUUUCUGGCGUGGUUAAUGGGGCCCUGGCCACCUCGGUGUGCCCUUUGGUCUCUGGGGUCUCCAGGGGCCUGCUACUGCCCACUGGGCUAUCAGGACUCAGCUGCAUGAUGCCACCUAAACUGCAGGGCCCUCCAAGCCCCCGGCACCAGCAGGGCAGCACCGAUAGGGCCUGGACCUCUUUGAGAAUAUGUUGAAAAGCUGACAUCAACCUCAAUGCUGUGGAUGUUGGGCCUGAUCAUUCUUUGGGGUGGGUCUGUCCUGGGCACUGCAGCAUGCUAAGCAGCCUCCACCCAGUCCCCGGUGGCGACACCCCAAACUGUCUCCAGACAUUGACAGGUGUCCCCGGGGAGAAGAUUUGCCUCCAUCUGAGAAGCAGAACCAGCAUGACAGUCUGCCUCCCCCCUGAGAAGUGCUUGCCUGUGAGAUUUGCCUCCCGCCUGGGAGUCUGGGGGACGCGGUGAUGCCAUCCUUGCCCCACCCUGGCUUUCAGAGCUCUCUCCUCUCCUCCUUGUGUGCCCGUGAGGUGGCUCACGGGCACGUGUGAGUCUCACACAGGUCUUGAGGGAGCAGGUGUGUUUCUGGGCCUGAGGCUGCUCCUUGGUGGUGAGGGUGUCCCCACGAGCCGUGUCUGUGGCGCCUGCAGCCGCCUGCGUGUCCAUCUGUGUCCACAUCUGCCUUUGAGCCUCAUCUUCCUGGCCCCAUGGUUUUCUCGUGCUGUGACCCAAAAGCCCAGCGUUCCAGGGUGUUCUGCUGCUGAAAUUGAGUUGUGAGCGUGUCUCCCUCCUCGCUCCCGUCUGAAGGAGAAGCGUGGUCGGUAGAUAGACGCCUCAGACCUUUGUGUUUUCUUCACGUCUGUCUGUUGGCAGCUCCUUACACUAUUGUGCUUGCUUUAGCAACUUAGCUGUUGUCGACUUAAUGCGUUUCAUGACGUUCUGCAGCAAGGAAGAAGGUCCGAGUUUCCACUCUGAAUCAGGCGCCUUCGCUCCCCUCCCACCUCACUUGACUUCCUGUGGGGUAUGUGGUGUCUGCGCCUAUAGAUGAGGACACUGAGGCCUCAAGAGGGCAAGUGACUUGCCCAAGGUCACGGAACCCUAAAUCAGUUCUGGAGAAGGACCCCCUGACCCCAGCCCGCCUCCCCUGCCCCUCAGCAGGCCUGGCCCCAGCACAGAGAAGAGCCAUUGUCGCCGCUCUCAGGGCCCUGGGAGCCUGGGAUGUAUCCUGCCUUUGUUUCUAGAGCCUUUGUUUGUUAUAUUUCCUCUGUCUCCAGACAUCGCAGGCCGGUGGGGCCUGGCCCCUGUGCGCGCUCACGUAGCGGGGCCUGUUCAGGUCCCUCGUCGGUCCCUUGAGUCCGAGCUCUGUCCUUGCCUCAGCGGCCCGUCACCCGUAGGGUGGCAGAGAUGGGCUGGGGAGGGAGUGGGCAGCAGUGCGGACCGAGUCCUGGUGCAUGGGGUUUCUCUGGUGCUGGAGCCCACGUUUGGGGGGUGGGCGGGGCUGGGGUCAUAUCCCCUGCGUGCCCUGCAUGCCCAGGCUGUGCUCACAUGGCAAGAGGUGGUGAUCGCCAGCUGAGGGAGGGUGGAGGGUCCUUCAUCCCGUGGAGAGGAGGCUGAAUUGGGGUUCCCUGAGCUGUAGGGUGCAGUGCCUGACAGGCCGCGGGGAGGGCUGAGGGGAUGGGAUGGAUAGGCCCUGGGCCCAUGCCGCCCCCUGGCACGGGUGGAUGCCCCACCUACCGGGGGUGCCCAGCUGGACCAUGGCACCCCCAAAGGACCCCACAUGCCACUGUUCCCCCGCAGGGCUUCCCACGGCACGACAUGGAGACCUGUGGUCGCGAGGCUCCCUGGGGCUCGGCUUGGACCGCGAUGGGGCUGGGCCCUGGCCUCCUAACGGGGCUCCUGUCUGGGGCGGUAGCUGGGGGGGCGCCCUCCCCCCUGCCCGCAACUCGGAGCACCCCCACCCCUCCCCUGCUGGGCCAGGCCGGGUGGCGUUGUUGGCGGGGGCCCCGGUGGAGGCCCGGCCCGGGCGGCGCCCGCCAUGAACGGGCUGUCGCUGAGUGAGCUCUGCUGCCUCUUCUGCUGCCCGCCCUGCCCCGGCCGCAUCGCUGCCAAGCUCGCCUUCCUGCCGCCGGAGGCCACCUACUCCCUGGUGCCUGAACCCGAGUCAGGGCCUGGUGGGGCCGGGGCCGCCCCCUUGGGGACCCUGCGGGCCUCCUCGGGUGCACCCGGGCGCUGGAAGCUGCACCUGACGGAGCGUGCCGACUUCCAGUACAGCCAGCGCGAGCUGGACACCAUCGAGGUCUUCCCCACCAAGAGCGCCCGCGGCAACCGUGUCUCCUGCAUGUAUGUUCGCUGCGUGCCUGGUGCCAGGUACACGGUCCUCUUCUCGCACGGCAACGCUGUGGACCUGGGCCAGAUGAGCAGCUUCUACAUUGGCCUGGGCUCCCGCCUCCAUUGCAACAUCUUCUCCUAUGACUACUCCGGCUAUGGUGCCAGCUCGGGCAGGCCGUCCGAGAGGAACCUCUAUGCCGACAUUGACGCCGCCUGGCAGGCCCUGCGCACCAGGUACGGCAUCAGCCCGGACAGCAUCAUCCUGUACGGGCAGAGCAUCGGCACGGUGCCCACCGUGGACCUGGCCUCGCGCUACGAGUGCGCCGCGGUGGUGCUGCACUCACCGCUCACCUCGGGCAUGCGCGUCGCCUUCCCCGACACCAAGAAGACCUACUGCUUCGACGCCUUCCCCAACAUCGAGAAGGUGUCCAAGAUCACGUCGCCCGUGCUCAUCAUCCACGGCACGGAGGACGAGGUGAUCGACUUCUCGCACGGGCUGGCCCUCUACGAGCGCUGCCCCAAGGCCGUGGAGCCGCUGUGGGUGGAGGGUGCCGGGCACAACGACAUCGAGCUCUACAGCCAGUACCUGGAGCGCCUGCGCCGCUUCAUCUCCCAGGAGCUGCCCAGCCAGCGCGCCUAGCGGCGGCCGGGGCCCCAACCGGCCGGACCUCAGCAAUAAGGCGGCCCCUGGACCUCACCCCGCGCCGGCCCCCCAGGGGCUGCAUGUGGACCCCCGGGCGGCCCAGGGGACCCCGCCCCGACCCAGGGGCCGUGGACGAUGUACAGGCAACAGAGCUACGCACUCCUUUCCUUUUGGAAGCAAGAAGAAAAUACGUGAAAACGGAAAUUAAAGAUUUAAAAUUUUA